GAUCGAGUAUUUAGCCGAUAGCGUUUGUGCAUUGAUUAGCGGAAAUCUAACUUUAGAUGCUGUUUGUAUUAAGAAUUAGCUUUUGACUGCUGAUAUCGACUUAGCUGAUUAAUGCAACUUUUUUUCUAAUGAUUAAUAUUAAUCUGUCCGAGAAUAUUUAAUGGAAGGAGGACGGAUUCCAAUCAAGAUUUCUUGGUUUUGAAACAUGGCUCUUGAUGAAAUAAAAGCUCAACUUUGUGGUAAAUGGAAAUUAGAUCGCAGUGAAAACUUUGAUGACUUUUUAAAGGAAUUAGGUCUGAAUGUUGUGUUUAGAAAAAUGGCAGAAUCAGCUAAGCCUGUAGUAGAGUUUACAAUAGAAGAUGACACAAUUAAAAUGAUAUCCAAAGUUAGCUUCUUCAACCAAGUUAUAAAUAUAAAACUAGAUGGGGAAUACCAACAAUCAUUUGAGGGCACAGAAAUGAAUUGCAAUUCGAAAUGGGAAAAUAAUAAGUUAAUCACAGAAGCAAAUCCUCUUGACGGCAAAGGAAAAACACAGAAGUUCCAGAGAGAACGUGUCAACGAUGAAUUGGUUCAGACGAUGUGGGUAGGAGAUGUAGUGUGUGUCAGAACGUUUAAACCUACAGACUGAUAGUCAUGAAAUAUGAGAGGGACCAUUUUAUUUAUUGAAUUUCACACAAUGCCUUGCUUGUAUCUCUGUGCUUCUGUUAAAAGUACAACAUCGAUGAUUUAUGGUACUUUCAAGUUUUGUUUCAGUUGUAAUAUCAAAGAAGGCAAUGUCGAAAAUGGUAUAACCAAGAUAUUCUCUAUUUCCAAGUAAUAUUUCCACCUCAUGCAUUGCUUUAAGAACCUUGCUUUAUAUUUAUGUUAACUUUGAAGUUACAACAGUGUUUCGUUGAGGUUAAGUAAACAAUUAUAUAAGAUGUAGGUCGAUCGAGAAACAAUAUAACAUAAAUAACCGAAAGACUAUAUUUAAAAUGGGAAUCGGCGUUUCCGAUUAAGGCUGAUGUAUAUGUUUUUAUUUUUGCGAUCGUUGUGAUAUCGUGGCUUUCUGUUGUUAUCUUAUUAAAUAAAAAACAUGAACAAUUUCAAAAGCUGCAACAGUUGGUAGAACGUGCUUUGAAAUUCAGAUAAAAUAUUAUGUAAGUUAUGAAGCGCAAGUACUGAGUUUGAGGCUUUAAAUUUAUUACUUUCAAACUGUAUGA
Molecule: messenger RNA, 1202 nt
Organism: Mytilus trossulus (common blue mussel)
Lineage: Eukaryota; Metazoa; Mollusca; Bivalvia; Mytilida; Mytilidae
Product: cellular retinoic acid-binding protein 2-like
Exons: 4
Coding region: 206-628 (140 amino acids)
Biological process (GO): fatty acid transport
Cellular component (GO): nucleus; cytosol
Molecular function (GO): fatty acid binding
Source: RefSeq, a predicted model, not a curated record